Myiozetetes cayanensis is the source of this 2741-nucleotide messenger RNA. RefSeq names its product polycomb group ring finger 2 (gene PCGF2). NCBI's taxonomy places the organism in Eukaryota, Metazoa, Chordata, Aves, Passeriformes, Tyrannidae. Gene Ontology annotation, molecular function: promoter-specific chromatin binding. Gene Ontology annotation, cellular component: PRC1 complex. The transcript is spliced from 10 exons. The record is from RefSeq and is a predicted model, not a curated record. The coding region runs from base 137 to 1108 and encodes 323 amino acids. Gene Ontology annotation, biological process: negative regulation of transcription by RNA polymerase II.
GCGAGAGGGAAAAAAAAAAAGGGCCGCGGCGGCGCAGCGCCGAGCCGAGCGGAGCCGCGCCGAGCGGCGGGAGCGGAGGGGCGGCCGCGGGGCCGCCACCGCCACCAGGGAGGACCCGCCGUGGUGCUGCUCCAAAAUGCACAGGACCACCAGGAUAAAGAUCACCGAGCUGAACCCCCACCUGAUGUGCGCCCUGUGCGGCGGCUACUUCAUCGACGCCACCACCAUCGUGGAGUGUCUGCACUCCUUCUGCAAAACCUGCAUCGUCCGCUACCUGGAGACCAACAAGUACUGCCCCAUGUGUGAUGUCCAAGUGCACAAAACCAGGCCCCUCCUCAGCAUCAGGUCGGACAAAACCCUUCAGGACAUUGUGUACAAACUGGUCCCGGGGCUUUUCAAAGAUGAGAUGAAGAGGCGCCGCGAUUUCUACGCCGCGUAUCCCGUGGCCGAGGUUCCCAACGGGUCCAACGAGGAUCGUGGCGAGGUGUCCGAGCAGGACAAGGGGAACCUGACGGAUGAUGAGAUCGUCAGCCUGUCCAUCGAGUUCUACGAGGGCUCCAGAGAGGAGAAGAAAGGGACCAUCGAGAACGGGGACCUGGAGAAGGAGAAGAGCAACGGGCUGCGGUUCCUGCGCUGUCCCGCUGCCAUGACCGUCAUGCACCUGGCCAAGUUCCUGCACAACAAGAUGGAUGUUCCCAGCAAGUACAAGGUGGAAGUCCUGUAUGAAGAUGAGCCCCUGAAGGAAUAUUACACCCUGAUGGACAUCGCCUACAUCUACCCCUGGAGGAGGAACGGCCCCCUGCCUCUGAAAUACCGCGUCCAACCCGCCUGCAAGCGGCUCAAGCUGUCCCACCCGGCCCCCUCCGAGGGCACCAACACCAGCGGCGCCUCCGAGUGCGAGUCGGGCAGCGACAAAGCCCACAGCCCCGCCACGCUCCCCGCCACCUCCUCCUCCCUGCCCAGCCCUGGCACCCCGUCCCACGGCUCCCCCAGCUCCGGCACCGGCACCACCCUCAACGGCACCUCGAACUGCCACCCCCUGGCACCCAGCGGCGCCCGGUGCCGCAAAACGACUGUGAACGGCAGCGCGGGCUCAGCCUUGACCUAAAACCCCGCCCCAGCAGGGACUGCCCGGCCGGCUUUUUCUAUGUGGAUGUUCUAUACAGACCUAUAUAAAUAUAUACGUGUACAUAGGGAGAAAAGAAAUAAUUAUACAUACUUAAUUUUUCUAUCGAUUCAGCAGAUUAAUUUAAAGUGCAAAAAUAAGACACAGAAACGUGGGUGGGUAUUUUUUAAAUGUGGGUUGUUUUUUUUUUUUUUUGGAGGGGGGGGUUGUGUUGGUUUUUGUUCGUUUGUUUGUUUGUUUGUUUGCUCGUUUGUUUGUUUCUCUGGUUUGGUUUUUGGAGUUUGGUUUGCCUCACGGGAGCUGCAUGCCGGAGCUGGGAGCCACGCAGGUGCUGCCACAUUCCCUGUUUUUUCUAACGCUUUUCCCUCUCCUCCUCAAUCCCUCUCCGCUCGUGUCCCCCCUGGAACGAGACAGGGCUGUGAGUGGGGACUCCUGGCUGCACAGGUAAGGGCCAAGCACAGGUAAGGGCCAAGCACAGAAGCCAAAAACUGCCCCUCAGCCUCGCUGUGCUGUGGGUUUUUUGGUUUUUUUUUUUUUUGCAUUUUUGUGUUUAUUUGGGGGUUUUUAGGCACACCUGCAGCUGUCCAGGUGUCCCAUCACCUCCAGCUUUGCCAGGCGUGGGUUUGGGUCUUUCUUUGCUUUCCCUGUGGAUGCUGUUUCAGGCUCUGGGCAGGCCAAGCCUUGCACAGACACUUCCCCUUCUGCACAGUAAGUUCUCUUUUGUUUUGUUUUUUUUUUCCAGCUUAAAAAUUAUCUCUUGCUUGCAGCUUGGUGGCACUGGGGGGGUUGGAGGACAACCCUCUGGAAUAUUUUCUCCUCCCUGGGGUGCCGACAGCUCCGGGCCCUGGUGGGAAAUUUGGGGGCAUCCAAAUGGUUGGGGGUUUCAAAUCCAGGAGGGUGAGGGACUCUCCCCCCCUCCCCAAGGGCGCCCAUUUCCCAGCGUUUAUUUUUGGUCUCCCCCCUCCCCACCGUCCUUCCCACCCUCUCCUCCUGCCCUCACAUUGGGGUUUUAAUAAAAUAAAAUACAAAAAAAGCAGACUACAGUGCCUUUAGCCAGGAGGCUUCGGUGAGGGGCGAGUGUGGGAAGGCGCUGCCCUGCUUAGGGCGGGAGUGGAGCGGCUCCGAGGGAAGGGACCAACUUUCUACAUGGACAGAAAAAGCACACAGGCCCCGGGGAAUGCAGAUCCCAAGGGUUCCUCUCCUGUCCUUGCCGGGGAGGGGGUGAAGGACAAAACAAUGAGCAAGUGCCUGCAGCGCCCGACGGCCCCCACGGCACGGUGAGAACCAAAGGAAAGCGGCACGGGAAUUGUAGGGACAGCCCGGCUCCGGGGUCGGGAAAGGGGGGGGGACAUUGUUACUGUAGCUUUUGAUUUGGAAUUAUUGUUUUGGGAAGUGCUGCAACCCCCAGCACGGACUCGGCUAUAGCACAGCCCCGGGGGAAGGGUCCCCACGGGGCCACUUUUGUCUCUUGUCCCCAUCCCUGGGCUGGGGGUUCCAGGUGUGUGUGGGGGCUCUGUUUGUCUCGACUUUGACACCCUUUUCUCCUUGUAAAUAGGCCAGGCUGGACUGUGGGAGGCGGCUGCCUCGGGCUGGGGUUUGUGGGGGGCUCGGGGAG